Molecule: messenger RNA, 5504 nt
Organism: Melanotaenia boesemani (Boeseman's rainbowfish)
Lineage: Eukaryota; Metazoa; Chordata; Actinopteri; Atheriniformes; Melanotaeniidae
Gene: slitrk4
Product: SLIT and NTRK-like family, member 4
Exons: 2
Coding region: 994-3570 (858 amino acids)
Biological process (GO): positive regulation of synapse assembly; axonogenesis; regulation of presynapse assembly
Cellular component (GO): membrane; glutamatergic synapse
Molecular function (GO): protein binding
Source: RefSeq, a predicted model, not a curated record
GGAUCCCGUUUUUAAAAGAUUGUUUUAAAGAUCGAUCCUGUUUCUUUUUGUCACGCUGGAUAAGACAGAAAUAAGAAUUCUCCUUCCUUGCCAAAUAAACUGAUGAUGGAGGAAAAACGCAGCAGGUUUUCAGCAGGACUGGAUUUACAUGGCCAGGAUGGAAAUGAAUACUCACACACACAUCACGCGCGUGGAGCGUUCUGGCUGCUUUUUGCCCUCUGAGCUUCAUCCCGGUGCGCAACUUCGCUCGAAACAAACCAGUAUUUAUUCCUUGGAUCGGUUGCUGAACGAACUGAAGGCAGACGCACAGUAUUGAGGCAUCCUUUCUCGUCGCUCUUUUGCUCCUCUUCUUCGCCCCUUUCUCUCUUUAAAAAAGGAAGAAAGAGAAGAAAAAUGAGGGACUUAUUUCACCGCAUCAUCGUCCGUCUUGCGCCUUUUUCCCCGCUUUGGAAUCACCGGAGGCGCCGUCAGGAUCUGUGAAAACGUCGCCUGCCUCACCCUUUGCUCACCCCCUCUCCCCUACCUUCCUCCGGCUCUCUUCCCCCCCCCUCCGUGGCCAGAUGAAGGCUCUCCCAUGGAGGUAGUACAACCACCUUGGGGGCCGAACGACCAGCGGGGUGAUUUUUCCAAGCAAAAGGAGCCCGUCAGCAAGAGACGCAUUGGAUGAAAUCGGACCCCCCCACCCCUUCCUCACCCCUCCUCUUCUCCUCUGUUUCUCCUUCUCCGCCGCACCCCCUCCCCCUCCAACCCCCCUCUCUAGUUUUUCUCGGCUGGUGUUGAUCCACAGCAUACAUGGGGGUGUAGGGACUGGAGAAACCUUGUUGCGCCCCGCAAAACUGUCUGCGUUCUACUUCUGCCGGGAGGACGGUUUGCGCACGUCUCCAUCCAUGUCUCAGCAACGCUGCCCCGCGUCUCCGGAGGGAGCCGCAUCCAUCACCACCGCAGCUUCUAGUUACUAAAUGGUUUUCUGGGGGAGGAUUUCUAAUCGGCGAGAUGCUGCUCGUACUCCUGCUGGCAGCCUUUUUUUCCUCCAUCUCCGGCUCCCUCUCCUCCUCCCUCUCCUCCAUGUCGGACGGACUCCCGAUGGCAGACCCAUCCGCCUCGGAUUUGAUGGCUGAGACCUGCAACGCUUGCUCCUGCAUGUCGGUGGAGAACGUGCUGUACGUCAACUGCGAGAAGAUCACCGUCUAUCGGCCAACGCAGCUCAUCCCUCCAGCCUCGUCUUUGUACCACAUGAACUUCCAGAACAAUUUUUUGAUCAUACUCUAUCCGAACUCGUUCCUGAACUUCACCCACGCUGUGUCGCUGCAGCUGGGGAACAAUAAACUGCAGAACAUUGAGGGUGGAGCAUUCAUGGGGAUGAGUGCGUUGAAACAGCUGCACCUUAACAAUAAUGAGUUAAAGGUGCUGCGAGCAGACACUUUCCAAGGCAUUGAAAACCUGGAAUACCUUCAAGCUGACUAUAACUUGAUAAAAUACAUUGAGAAAGGAGCUUUCAACAAACUGCACAAGCUAAAAGUGCUGAUCCUGAAUGAUAACCUCAUACAAGCACUUCCUGACAACAUAUUCCGCUUUGCCUCGCUCACACACUUGGAUAUAAGAGGGAACAGGAUCCAGAAGCUUCCUUAUUUGGGGGUGCUGGAGCACAUUGGGCGUAUUGUAGAGCUGCAGCUGGAUGACAACCCCUGGAAUUGUACCUGUGAUUUGGCACCGCUCAAGGCGUGGCUUGAAAACAUGCCUUACAGUAUUUUCAUUGGCGAGGCCAUAUGCGAAACCCCGAGUGACUUAUAUGGGAGGCUCCUGAAAGAAACCAACAAGCAGGAGCUUUGUCCUCUGGGAACAGGAAGUGAGUUUGAUGUCAGGAUGCCGCCACCUGAUAAUGGUCAGGUUCCUUCCAAACUGUUUCCAACCACCGUGGCUCCCGUUGCCACCAAAGCGGCGAAAGCCACAGACUCGUCUAAGAUUUACGGAAACGGUAUUGUGGCUGGUUUGCCACCUUUUGGAAGGAACAGCCAGAUUGUUUCCUUUCAGACACGGACCCCUCCGGUGUUGUGUCCACAGCCCUGCAGCUGUAAAGCCCACCCCUCAGACUUUGGCAUUAGUGUAAGCUGUCAGGAGAGGAAUAUUAAAAGUCUAGCUGAGCUUAUCCCCAAACCCCCAAAUGCUAAGAAACUGCACCUAAGUGGGAAUUACAUCAGUGACAUCAGCCUGACUGAUUUCCAAGGGUUCGAAGGCUUAGAUUUGCUUCAUCUUGGCAGCAAUCAAAUAGCCACAGUGCAGAAAGGUGUGUUUGCUAACCUCACUAAUCUACGGAGACUGUAUCUGAAUGGAAAUCAGCUGGAACAGUUACACCCAGAGAUGUUUUUGGGCCUCACAAAUCUGCAGUACUUGUAUUUGGAAUACAAUGCCAUCAAAGAAAUCUUGGCGGGUACGUUUGACUCCAUGCCGAACUUACAACUCCUGUACCUCAACAACAAUGUCCUGCGGAGCCUCCCUGCCUACGUCUUUGCCGGUGUCCCUUUAGCCAGACUCAACCUGAAAAACAACCACUUCAUGACUCUGCCGGUGAGCGGCGUGUUGGACCAGCUGCGGUCGCUGACCCAGAUAGACCUGGAGGGGAACCCGUGGGAGUGUUCCUGCGAUCUGGUCGCCCUUAAACUCUGGUUGCAGAAGUUAAGUGAUGGAGUGGCUGUCAAGGAGGUGAAAUGUGCCUCCCCUGUGCAGUUUGCCAACAUUGAGCUGCGCCUCUUAAAAAAUGAGAUACUCUGUCCUAAACUUGCAAGGCCUCUUUUUAUUGUGACCAGCGCCACCCCUGUUAUGACCUCAGCGUCACCUGCAGGGGUUGACAGGGCUCCUCCAGGAGGGCCCGUGCCUCUCUCCAUUAUGAUUCUCAGCAUCCUGGUGGUGCUUAUCCUUACUGUGUUUGUGGCCUUCUGCCUUCUAGUGUUUGUCCUGAGGCGGAAUAAGAAACCAGUGGGCAGGCAGGAGGGGCUGGGGAAUCAGGAGUGUGGCUCCAUGUCGCUGCAGCUCCGCCGCCACAGCCACAAAUCUGGUAAAAAAGGCUCCAUCCCUGGAGAUGACCUGGGAGGCGAAACCUUCAUCCCUCAGACAAUUGAGCACAUCGGCAAGAGCCACACCUGCGGAAUCGGACGCUCCUCGGACAUGGACGCUGGUUUUAAGUUCGCAGAUUCACAGAGACAGAAGAUCAUCCUCCGUAACAGUGCCGACAAGGAUAAAGACUCGCUUUCCACCCUGGAGCGCAACAAGCGCCUGAGCACCAUCGACGAGCUGGAGGAGUUCCUCCCCAACCGAGAGCCCAGCAUGUUCAUCCACAACUUCCUGGACACCAAAAGAGAUUUCAACAGCAUAGGGAUGGGUGGGUACGAAAUCCGCUACCCAGAGAAAACACUGGAUAAAAAGAUGAAGAAGUCCUCGCUGAUAGGUGGGAACCACAGUAAGAUCGUGGUGGAGCAAAGGAAAAGUGAGUAUUAUGAGUUAAAAGCCAAGCUCCAAGGAACACCUGAUUAUCUGCAGGUGCUCGAGGAGCAGACUGCCCUCAGUAAGAUGUAGGGGGGAUGUUGUGUUUGAUUUUCUGCAUUGAUUACACACACUCACACACACACACACACAUGCAGGCAGACAGACAAGCCAAACACACACCUAUCUCUCUCUCUCUUUCUUUGUCGUCCUCUGGCUACAUUCAAGCUGCCAGAUCUCGGCUCUCUCUUCAUCUCUUUGCAUUUCCACACACACACAGCAAAAAAAGUGCCUUCUGGAAAUCCUUAAUGACCAAUGCAGAGAUGGACAAAAUGGCUCCACACGACAAAGCUAUUGCUAGAAUCAGCGAGGAUUUCUUUCAGAUUAUAAGACGUUUUGGAUUAUUCAUGCCACUAGCCGUACGAGUCUGCAAACAGACCGCAGGACACCCAGACAGUCCUAGUGUUUUUUGCUGCUAUUGAAACAGGUACUUAUCUUCUUUUUUGUUCUCUUUUCUCUUUUCCUCCUUUUGUUUUUCCUACCAAAUCAAAGGGUCUUGAAAACAGUGCUUGAGCAAAUACCUCGCCGCCGUCAGCCCAUGUGUUUUUUGGUUUUGUAAAAGGAGCAUCGGUUGCCGUUCUUUUGCUCUGGAGAGCAUCCAAACUCACUACUUCUGGAACUUCUGGGAUAAGAUGAACAGAAUUAGUGACUCAGUGGAUGCUACUUUCAUUUUUCUUGUUUUUUCUUUAUUUUUAUGGGGUCAUCUGCAGACUCGGCCAUCUUGUCUGGAUUACCCACCAGUAGCAGUACACCUGCUCUUUGCCGGGAGGAUAAAUGGCUCCUGUUUUUCCAGGCCCCUGGGAAAACUCUCUUUUUUUCUUUUUAGUGGGGAAUGAUUUCACGACUUGUUUUCUUUGUGUAAAGAGCCAUGUUAAAUAUAGUGUCUUCUGAAUGGAGUUGUGUUUCUCUUCAACAUGUAAACGUAUGUUUUUGGGUGAAAUUUAACGGCACAUACUCUGUCAGAGGACCUUAUUUCUGAAAAAUGGAAUGAAAAAAAAACCCAACAAAAACCCAAGGAUUAAAAAAAAAGAAUAAAAAAAUGACAAAGCUGCUUGCCAUGUAAGCGUAACCCCAAAUUUAUUUUGUAAGUCUUACAUUAUUUGUAUCUGUGGGACUGGUUUGUAAAUUCCAAGGAAAGACGAACAUCUACACAGGAACACACUCGUACUGUGCAACGGAGCAUCAUCACCCAGAGACUAAGCCAGAGUUGUCUAAUCUAAUUCAAUCUGUGAUCCUCCUUCCUCCUAAGCUCUCAAUUGGUAGUUUAAAGAAGAAAAAAUGUAACUACAUAGUUCAUUUAUUUUUCUAUGCAGGAUUAUUUAAAGAGUUAUUGUUAUUAUUUAAAGCAGAUUAUACAGAGAGAGUGGGGAGGUCAUUCAGGCCUGGAGAAGUGUGGCGGGUGUUUCUCAGCCCACCAAACGACGGGAUUUUAAUGUGAUCUGUCAUGUUUGUUUUUAAUGAGCCGAGGCCUGUAGAGUCUGUGACGUUCCAAGCAGUUUCCGUAUUCUUAUAUCUCCCACGGUAUCUUGUAAAAGGUUUUUUCUAAACAUUAUGCAACCAAAAUAAAUGUGCAUUAAACAUGAUAUGUUUCUGGCAUGGUCGCGUUGGAAGGCUGCAAAUGGAAGUUCUAAAUUGUUAAAUCUGGACAGAAUCAACACCAUGUGCAAUAUUAGUAAAAUAAUACUCAGACAUGAAGGCUUCAGAUCUUUCUGUUUAAUUUAUCUAGUUUGAGGUUUUAUUGUGGAGACGGGUUCUACUGCGAAAUUCUUUUCUCAGCCUAUCUGGUCCUUAUUUAAAAAGUAUUGUUAAGUUAAACUUAUGAGUGUUUUCAACAUUACAAAUGAAUAGAAUGUAUCAUGGAAAGUAUAAUAAAUACAAUUUUCUAUUGGUUAUAAAUCUCCUGUAUAUUGGUUAAUUUUCUCUUGUAUAAUCAUGUUGAAAUCAAGGUAUUAAAAUCAGCACCUGUU